Neolamprologus brichardi is the source of this 2104-nucleotide messenger RNA. RefSeq names its product beta-1,3-galactosyltransferase 5-like. Gene Ontology annotation, cellular component: Golgi membrane. The record is from RefSeq and is a predicted model, not a curated record. Gene Ontology annotation, biological process: protein O-linked glycosylation. NCBI's taxonomy places the organism in Eukaryota, Metazoa, Chordata, Actinopteri, Cichliformes, Cichlidae. Gene Ontology annotation, molecular function: N-acetyl-beta-D-glucosaminide beta-(1,3)-galactosyltransferase activity.
GACAAAAAGAAGUCGCUUCAUCCAUUUAUCUGGAAACAUUAAUGGAUGGAACUCCUUAAGUGAGCCACUUAAAUAAAUAAUCGCUGGAUUUUGUGGCUGAAGCGAAGAAGAAAGAAAAAGAACAAGGAAUCACGAAAAGAAGGAUCGUCAUGGGGGAUCCCGACACUGGCUCAGGUGCGAAUGGAACGAAGAGGGAACUUGUCCAGAGCAUCUUUCCACAGAAGAAGAUCUUAUUUCAUUCCUGGUUUCAGCUCCUGCUUCUAUUUUGUGUUUUGGCCUUAGGCUUCUGUUACACCCUGUCCAGCCGCUCGCUGUCACUAUGGCAGAGCUUCCCACUGCAGGAACAAUACCAGUGGUUUUUAAACCAGAACAGUAGGGUUAAUGCACCUGCUUAUCGCAUUCACCCCAAACACAAAGUUAUGUUAAACAAAACCACUGAAACUUCGACCCUCCAGUACCACCAAGCCUAUCCACGCAACUACCAUUUUCUUAUGGAUAACACAGAGGUUUGCAAGAACAAGAUCCCAUUCCUGGUCCUCAUGGUUCCAGUGGAACCAAAAAAUGUGGCAGCUCGGGACGCGAUCCGCCAGACAUGGGGCAAAGAAAACAUAGUUCAGGGUGAGGUGGUACUCACUUUAUUUAUGUUGGGUGUCUCUAGAGAAGAUGAUGUUGAGAAGCUCAAACAGGAAAAUUUGCAGCACCAUGACCUGAUCCAGAGUGACUUCAUAGACAGUUAUCUAAACUUGACAAUCAAAACCAUGGUGAUCAUGGACUGGCUAAGUACACACUGCCCUGCAGCAGCCUAUGCCAUGAAGAUUGACUCUGACAUGUUUCUGAAUGUUGACAAUCUAGUAAUCAUGCUAAAACAGCCGGGCAUCCCCAAGACAAACUACCUGACAGGGAUGCUUAUGUGGAACAGACCAGUCGUUCGUUCCAAGAACUCCAAGUGGUAUGUGCCUGAGGAAUUGUAUCCAGAGUCUGAAUACCCGACCUACACACUGGGUAUGGGAUAUGUCUUUUCUAAUGAUCUUCCAGAGAAAUAUGUGGAAAUGUCAAAGUCAGUCAAACCCUUUAACAUUGAGGAUGCUUAUAUUGGGAUGUGCAUGAAAAAGCUUGGACUUGCCCUCACAGCACCACCAAUACCCUCCCAGUUCAAGGCCUAUAACUAUGCAUAUAAUCGCUGUGAAUUUUCUAAGGUCAUUACAUACAUUCUUGGUUCUUCUAAACAGCUGCUGGAUUAUUGGACAGACCUGAAAAAGCCUGGACCACCUUGUCCUUAACACCUUAGCUUUAUGCUAGAGUUUUAAUGUAUUUAUAGAUUGUUAUAAACUACCGAAGUUAUUUAUUUUUUUAAAUGUGAUUUAGAGUUACUUGUUUGGAAAGGUGGAGGUGAACAAUUGCUUGAAGGUUUUAUAGGUUUACCAGGUCUCAUCAGGGUGCACUUUUACAUGUGUGAUUAUUAUGUGAGGUUACUUAAAUGCGUUUACAAAUAAUACAGCUGGGGUUAAACUUUAAAUUGACUGUUAAUGAAGGGUGUAAAUAUUUUAAAAGAUUAUAAGGUUUACUUUACAUAUUAAAGUACAUUUAAUUAAAUGGACUGUUCUUAUUCAUUUGAAUGUAAUGAAUAUGUUUUUCCAAAACCUCAACCUUUCAGUGUUCUCUUGAAUGUUGUGAGAAACGUCAUUCACAUACUAGAGUCUAUGAUAAUACCACAGUAGAGCACUGUCCUGUUUUGUUUUCUAUCACUGGCAAAUCUGGGAUCCUUAAAAGCCCUUAGAGGACAGUUUCUGACAUACAGAAAGAUACUAGUUACAGAAUACAUAUUUUCUCUAUAUUGCCUCAGAUUGUCUUAAUCUGCAAAGCAAUUUCAAUUCUUUUAGACUAUUUCUUUAUUUCAAUUGUAUUCAUCUCUCAUUGUAUACAUCUGUUAUGUUCCCGUUGUGUUCUUAUCUCUCCCACCAGAAAUAAGACACAGCAAAGACUCAAAACAGCCAAGGUUCACUGCACAUCUUAACCUCAAGACCCAAACUCUUCCAUGGCAUGCAUUUUAGGUAUUAUUGUUGUGUUUUUCAUGUGAUGACUGCUAAGCAGGAGUAUUCAUGAU